Molecule: messenger RNA, 5061 nt
Organism: Penicillium cosmopolitanum
Lineage: Eukaryota; Fungi; Ascomycota; Eurotiomycetes; Eurotiales; Aspergillaceae
Product: putative nuclear migration protein (ApsA)
Exons: 3
Coding region: 1-5061 (1686 amino acids)
Biological process (GO): maintenance of protein location in cell cortex; microtubule cytoskeleton organization; establishment of mitochondrion localization
Cellular component (GO): mitochondrion; cell cortex
Molecular function (GO): phospholipid binding; tubulin binding
Source: RefSeq, a predicted model, not a curated record
AUGACCACUUCCAACCCUGGAGCGAACAGCUCCCUUGCCUCCAUGAUGGAGGAUCCGUUCGUUUCGAAUGCGGGACAACAUGCCGCCCCUCGUGAUUCCCAUCGGUACUCGUCUUUCGAUACACAGCUCUUCAGCCUCAAUGCCUCCUCUCCCGCCCAGGCCAAGCGAGCCCUUGAAGCUCAUCUCGCGGAAACCGAACGUCGACUUGAAGAAGCAUCCAAAUUAGGCACGGCCCUCAUCGACCAACAGCGAGAACUAUCAGAGCAGCUGAAAGAGGUCGAACAACAGCAGGAUGAGGGCGAAAUGGGCCCGGAGCUGCGAAAGAGACUUGCUGACCUGGAGCAUGAGUAUAAUGAGAUCGGCCGGGAAUCGGCGCGCGCAUUUCUAGGCCCGAAACGACUGGCUGGAGGCUCCGAGGAUGCCCAUUCGGGUACCCCGUCGUUUGACCAAAAGUCACCUAUCAGCCCCGCUCUUUUCGCCGGACAGGCAACAAACUCUCCCAGCAAAGUCAGUGUUCCAUCUCGCAAGCAACGCAACCAGCCGUCAAACCGUGUCCACGAUAUCGAAUUCGCGACCGAGAUAUCCACCUCUUUACUCGCCCAGGUUCGUCAGUUACAGGCGCUUUUGGCCGAGCGUGAGGAAUCCCUCAAGUCUGUCAACCUCGAGAAGUCACGUUUGGAGCUUGAAGCAGAAGGCUAUGCCCAACGCAUACGGGCCCUCGACGACAGCGAGCAGCGCUACAAAGAUGAAAACUGGGCCCUGGAGACUCAAACUCAUGAACUGAUGGCGGCUGUUCGAGAUGCAACAGAGCGUGAGCAAAAGCUUAAUAGCAGUCUUGACACCUCAAGCGCAGAAAAGAAUGCCGUUGAACGUGAAUUGGAGGAGCUCCGACAGACCAAUGCGAAGCUGUUAGAGGACCAGGCAAUUACUCAGAAGGCGAAUGAUACCGAAGUUCACCUCCUGCGUCGGAAUCUGAAUGCUGGUGAUCUGGAGAAAUCGGCCCUUCAGAAGAAGCUGGAAGAACUCACCUCGCAGAACCAAGAGUUGGCCAAGGCAGUUGCAAUGCGUAUUCGUCAACAUGAAUCACAGGGUGGUCGAGACUUGCCGGAUGACUUGAAUGGUGACGAGCCCGAACAAACCACCCCAGACAAUUCUCCCCCUCCGUCGCCAAACAAGUUUACACCUCGACACGGUCACUUGGAAUCCGAAACACUCAAGAGCUCCCUCGGACACGCUCAUCGGAUGAUUCAGAAUCUUAAGAGCACCAUUCACCGAGAGAAGACCGAGAAGAUUGAGCUCAAGCGCAUGCUGCAAGAUGCCCGAGAUGAGGUUGAGCAGCGCCGCCGUGAAAGCGCCGCGCCUAAUGGAACCAAGAAACCAUUGAAGAAGAAGGAUGACUCUUUCCGGAAACCUGCACGACCCGACCUUUUAGGCGCAGGUCGCAAGGAAACGUCCAUGGUUGAACUUCACGACACUGACUGGGAAGAUAACGCCGGCCAGAUCAGUCCAUCUCGCCCAGUGGCAAUGAAUAUCGCUUCUAGAAGCCGUUCUGGCGCGCAUUCUCCCGACGAACCCAGUGAUGUCUAUCAAACUGCUACUGAAGCUGAAGAUGGGUUUGAGACCGCAAAUGAGCGUGCGACCGCAACCGAGAGCGAGGCCUUCCAAACCGGUGUGGAAAGCAUGGCAGACGAUAGUAGCGACUCUGCGGACCUCACCGAAACCGAGAACAAUGUGCAAACUACUCCUCGUAACCGCGUUGCCUCGUCUUUGGUGAUGGCUAAAGCCCGUGAUCGAAGCUCCUACCACAGCUCGGCCUCUACAUCAGAUGACGAUGAGACCGACACCAAACGCAUAUCUCUCGGCCGCGUGUUAGGCUCUAAGCGAAGUGUGCUUAGACGGAUUCGCCCAUCUGGGGAGGCUCCUAUGGCUUCCAGCAGCCGCCCAUCCAGUGCUCGCAACUCUCCUGCGCCCAGCUUUGAACAACAACCAAUGGCUGGAGAGGGCCAGAGCCUGUUUGCAGAGCUGGCAGAGCUUGAAGGUGGUGAGGAGGAGGAGGACGAAGGAGCUGUAUCGCAGGCCUCGACACCACGCAUGCAAGCUGCAACCCCUGGCUCCCGCAGACCUUCUGAAAUCACUCUUAACGAUCUUCCCAAACCUAUCAUGGUAGACAGCGGUAUGAUGACUGAGCCCUGGGAGCCGCAAACCCCCAAGGCUGCCCAUGUCCCUGUUCCUGUCCCUGUCGUCGGAGAGGUCACUCCGACGGGUUCUCCGGCUACUCCGCAGAGAAAUCAGACCUUGGAUCGUGAAAUCGAAUCUGAAGCGGAGGAGACCCCUAAGCUGGUCAGCUCAGGCACCCAGUGGACACCGCUGAAAGGACCUAUUGUCGAUAACGACCACCUUUCUAAUGUUCCAACCCCACCAAAGAUGGCCUGGGAUGAGAGUUCUGAGUCUCAGCGAGUGGAGGCUGGCACCCAGGCCGAACUGCCAGAGCUCAAUGUCGCAGCUAUCUCUUCACAGGAGACGGUGCCUGCUUUCCCCAGCUGGCCCAAGUUGGAAGUUACCUAUCUUCAUGGAGACGAGACUGUGCCCGUGAAACAUGAGAUACCCGAGCCCGAGAUUCCGGAAUUCAAUGUAUCCUCGAUCUCAUCCCAAACCACCAAGCCUGUCCUAGCUACCGUGCCUGAGCCCGAGCCAAUGAUUGUGGAACCAGUGAAAGAGUUGCCCGAGAUCUCUUUGUCCUCUCUCUUCACCAACUCCACCGAGCCUAUUCAGGCACGCCUUCCUAAGCCAGAGCCAGUGUUGGAAGUUCCUGAGGUUGUUCUACCUGAGUUUGGACUUGCCACUCUCUCCACUCAGCACACUAAACCCGUGGAGCCUCAACACCCCGAGCCAGCUCCCGUGCCAGAACCCACCAUCAUUCCUGCUCCCAUGCCUGAGCCAGUCAUUCCAGAUUUGAAUAUCUCUAUGCUGGAUGCCACCUCUACGGAGCCGAUCGCGCCGAGGUUGAUCGAGAUUCCUGCCCCAGAGCCCGUUCCCGAGCCAGUCAUCCCAGACUUUAGCAUCUCUAUGCUGAAUUCCGCCUCUACGGAGCCGAUUGCGCCGAGGUUGAUCGAGGUUCCUGUCCCAGAGCCCGUUCCCGAGCCAGUCAUCCCAGAAUUAAGCAUCUCUUGGCUCAACCCUGCCUCGACGGAACCAGUUGUGCCAACGCCAAUUACGAUUCCCGCACCCCCAACUCCAUCGGUGUCUACCUUAAGCUCAGUCGAAACCCAGCCAGUCAAGUCCGUACCACCAAUCGCUCCUCUGAUGGCAGAAUUGGGUAUCCAGACAGAACCCAUGGAGGAGCCAAAGGCAGCGGCGAUUGCUCUGCCUGUUCCUAUGGCUACUAAUGAAGAUGAUACUGAGUCUACCCGCGAACGUGAUAGCACCAGGGCAAAGGAUCGACCCACAAGCAUCGGCCUGGCUUUGAGCGACGUUUCUGGCAAUGCCUUGCCCCAGUCCGCGACAGAAACACCGGGCUCUGUGAGCAUGGAUCAAGGCUCGCAGACCAUCCUGUCUUCGCAGCAGAUUGAUCAGAUCCUCAUUGAACGAGAGGCCGCGCGUCCAAUUUCCUCCGCCGACAGCAAGUCAAGAAACAUGGCUGUUGUGGGGGCAGCUGCUGCUGCAGCAGCAGCGGCUACUACUGCUACUGCUACUGCUACUGCAGCAUCGCCUUUCGCCACUCCUAAGCUCCGACCUCGCCCUCAGGGACAGUCAUCAGCUAGAUCUUUGACCCCCGGGCAACAACGACCUGACAGCGCUACUAGCCAAGCAUCGAAUCUUAGCGCUCACCCGCCGUUGCCUGCCGACCACCGCGAGGCCAUCUUGGCUGCCGAGAAGAAGUCAAUCGACAUGCCCCCUCCCCCAUCGCCAGGCACGAUGGGCCCUCCCUUGGCGCCGGCUUCCGCCUACCGAAUGAAUGUGCAAGGUCCCCGGACCCCAGGAGACCAAGUGCCCCGGCCAGGCUCAACGAGGACUGUUUCUACCCAAGCGCGGGUGAGGAGAAGCAGCCAAAGCCAACUAUCAAGGAGGUCUUCCGUUUCCUCGUUUGCAUCGGAGCUGGAGGAGCGGUUUAACAUGACCAACCCUCACGCUGGUCCUAUGCCCCAUGGAUACGGUCCCAACACAGAUCCCCGCAUGAUCCAAGCAAUCACACAGACCAUGAUUGGUGAAUUUUUGUGGAAGUACACUCGGAAGACCGGAUCAGGAAACAUGUCGUCAACCCGUCAUCGACGCUACUUCUGGGUUCACCCUUAUACGCGUACUUUGUACUGGAGUGAGCAGGAUCCUCAAACAGCUGGAAAGAGCGAACUUCGAACAAAGAGCGUUCCUAUUGAGGCUGUGAAGGUUCUCGCGGACGACAACCCAUAUCCUCCUGGCCUACACUGUAGAAGCUUGGAGGUUGUCAGUCCCGGCCGUCGUGUGCGAUUCACUGCCACCACGAGCCAAAGACACGAGACUUGGUUCAAUGCACUGUCGUAUCUCCUUUUGCGAGAGUCGAACGAUAACUGUAACGACAGUGAGAACAAUGUGACUUUGGAUGAUAUUGAUGAAUUCAACCCCGGUUUCCGCUCGGCUUCUCGCCAGACAGGUCGGAUGUCUCUUGCGUCCCAUAACAGCCGUCGCCCAGCACCGAAACAGCGGGCAGCCUCCGCGAUGUCCAUGCGGUCCACUGGAACCCAUGGACGCGCGUCUCCCGCAUUCAGUUCCCCGGGCGUCAAUUCCUCGUUACAGGUGCCCGAGGAAGGACAACAACGAUCCUCGUCUCGCCUCAGCACAAUCCUUACUGGCUCGAUUCGAGGCUCGAUUGCUAGCUUGAAGGGACGCCAUGGCCAAGCCGAUAGUGUUCAUAAUGGAAGUCUUCGCGGCCAGGACAGUGUGGAAAACUUUGGCCACGAGGCUGAAGAUGAUGAGAGACUCGAGAAUGUCCGCGCGUGCUGCGAUGGCAAACACGACGUUGGCUCCCUCUCUCGCACCAGUCGAUUCAGUCCAAGGGUCGAUCGCCAACACUCCCACCACCACUGA